Molecule: messenger RNA, 986 nt
Organism: Photinus pyralis (common eastern firefly)
Lineage: Eukaryota; Metazoa; Arthropoda; Insecta; Coleoptera; Lampyridae
Product: keratin, type I cytoskeletal 10-like
Exons: 4
Coding region: 97-906 (269 amino acids)
Source: RefSeq, a predicted model, not a curated record
ACUAUCUAAUUUAGUUGAAUUAUAUAUAAGCGUCACUUUGUGAUUAUGUGAUACACAAGUGUGUACACAUCGACGCCAAUCAAGUACCUAAUAAAAAUGUUGAGGUUUCUACAAUUCUGUAGCAUCUUCGCGGUGUGCUAUGCUGGAUCUAUUGGAUCUAUUUUACACGGUGGUUUUGGUGACGGCGGCGGUUUCAAAGGGUUGUCUACCGGUGGCAGUUUUGGAAGUUACAGUGGGGCAUCGCUAGGUAGUUUCGCCGGUGGUGCAGGCCUAGGAGGACACUCCGGCGGUGCGAGUUUACUUGGCGCAGGCUACGGCGAUGCCAGUUCCAGUUAUGGAGGUGGUAGCUUUUCAAGUGGAAGUUUCGGAGGUGGCGUAGAAAGUCAAGGUGGAUAUUCAUCUGAUUCGUUCGGUCAAGGAUUUGGUCAAGGAGGUGAGGGAGCUGCUUUAUCAAUAGGACAUGGCUAUCCGGCUAGUUCCGGGGGUGGUUUUGGAGGGCAUAACGCGAACUUAGGCGGACAAGGUUUCGGAGGUGGAGACUAUCACGGAGGUGUCAGCGUAGUCGGUGGUGGUGGUGGUUCAGGGGGACCCAAAGGAACCACUUUUGACUUAACUGGCGGACAAGCACAAGGAGGUCUAUUUGGAGGCACGAUUGUUUCUCACGAAAAACACAGUGGUGGCAGUCAGGGUGGACACGGAUUUGGCCAGGGAGGGCAUAUUGCAGCUGUUAGUGAGGGCGCAGAAGAUUUGGGAGGAUACGGUGGACAUAGCAUCGGUGGAAUAGGCGGAAUUCAAGCCGGAGGACUAGGUGCUUAUGGAGGAGGCUCCAGUACUAGCUACUCUAAUGUUUUGUCGUCUAGUUUCAAAGGAGGAAGCUUACCUUCAUUUGGAGGUCAUCAUUACUGAAUGUGUCUUUACAGUUGUAUAUAUUUAUUUCUCAUUGUUAUUUUGUUGCUGUUAUAAUUUUUUAUAUUAAACCAAACCUC